Molecule: messenger RNA, 975 nt
Organism: Ricinus communis (castor bean)
Lineage: Eukaryota; Viridiplantae; Streptophyta; Magnoliopsida; Malpighiales; Euphorbiaceae
Exons: 2
Source: RefSeq, a predicted model, not a curated record
AAGAAAUGAAUUAGGAAUUUGGGCCACAUACUAUGAGUUAGGGCCCAACUUUGGUUCAAAAUAAAUAAAGUCUUGAGAUUUGCAGCGGAAGAUUGAAGAUUGAAAGUGUUCCCGCUUCCCGUUUCCUCGUGGCGCCAAAAUUAGCGCAAAAGGGGUACUCUUCUCUGUUCUAACCCAAAACCCAGAUCUGCUCGGUAAUAAUUAUAAGCGAAAUAGAGAGGAUGUUUGGAAGGGUAAGAGCAGCAUCUUCUUCGUUGGACAGCUUGGAGAGGCCACCUUCUAAGAUCUUCAAAGACGACCCUCUCUCCAUCUACGAGACUACAUUGAUAAAGCUUAAACUAGGCUCUCAGCGCGAUUUAAAUUCACCAUCGCCAUCUGAAGAGGCAGGGGAAGAGAUGGAAAGUGACUGCAGCACCAUAACUGUUUCCACAAGUUGUGUGGAACAGCCCAUUUUCUCUACUUCUACAAUUAUCUCCGAAACUUCUCAACUUCUUGUGACUUCACUUGAUGGGGACGCAAUGGCAAUCGAUACUGAUAGCUCUUCUGCUAGUGCUUGCCAAUCUACAGGUGAUUCUAAACAGCGACGAAUCACCACUAUGCCACUGCUUUACCUAUUUUCCAAAUAUAACGCUUCUCCACAUCAUUUAAGCUCAUAAGAUAGAGAGUUAACGGGUGCUGUCAGCUAUGAUUCUGCAACUACUUCCCCUACUUUCAGCAACUGCCGGUCUUCUGCAAACACGGAAGAACAUGAGUCUCGUACUUCUUCUUCCGAGCGUCUCAUGUGAGAUAUGUAUAAUUGUAUUCCUAUGGUGAAAGCCCCAUAAUUUACCAUACUAGAUUUUGGGGCGUUAGGGGACCAAUAAGAUUAUUACCUGAGUGAGCACUCUGCUUUGGCUUGAUUUGAUUCUAUUAUUUCAUCAAGUUAAAAACACACUUCUUGUUGUGGUGUGUGUAACGGGGAAAAUAUUCAAGAUA